Molecule: messenger RNA, 432 nt
Organism: Ostreococcus lucimarinus CCE9901
Lineage: Eukaryota; Viridiplantae; Chlorophyta; Mamiellophyceae; Mamiellales; Bathycoccaceae
Gene: H2A
Exons: 4
Coding region: 1-432 (143 amino acids)
Cellular component (GO): nucleosome
Molecular function (GO): DNA binding; protein heterodimerization activity; structural constituent of chromatin
Source: RefSeq, a predicted model, not a curated record
AUGUCUGGUAAAGGAGCCAAGGGACUGUCCGGUAAAGGCCUUUCCGGUAAGGGGGCGAAGGGCACGAUGUCGUCGAAAAAAGGUGACAAGCGCAAGCCAACUUCUCGUUCGGUCAAAGCCGGUUUACAAUUCCCGGUCGGUCGUAUCCACCGAUUUCUGAAGAAUCGUGCUGCAUCUGGUGGACGCGUCGGCGCCACUGCGGCGGUUUACUCGGCCGCCAUUCUUGAGUACUUGACGGCGGAAGUGUUAGAAUUGGCGGGCAACGCAUCCAAAGACUUGAAGGUGAAACGUAUUACUCCUCGCCACCUCCAACUUGCCAUUCGUGGUGAUGAAGAGCUCGACAUGCUCAUCAAGGCUACCAUUGCCGGUGGUGGUGUUAUCCCGCACAUUCACAAGUCGCUGAUGAACAAGUCUGCGAAAAAAGGCGAGUAA